AUGAAGGCUGCUGUCGUCUCUUUGAUGGCAUCUGCUAUCUCACUCACAAACGCUGUUACUCUUCGCAACCACGUCAAUGGAGGCUGCCGAGGCAACUCUGUGCAAUGCUCAUACAUUUUACAUGACGUUUGCUGUGGAUCAAUCUCCGGCUACUCUGACUCUGUCUACGUUACCGGCCUACAUGUCUAUGGUGUCGCUUCUCUCCUCACAGGCUCGGGAAGCGAUGCCUGCGGCGGAAAGGUGGUCAUAUCGAACACCGGACUGGAUCUGUGCCUCACGAAUCCCGACGGAAUCGAGUUCACCACCGGCAGCAUGUGGCACGCGCUCUCUCAAUGUUCGACCAGCUGUAAAAGAGAUCCUGUAUCGGACUUCAUGGAGCUGCCGGAGGAAGAGCGCCUAAGGAUUCUCAGCGAGAAGGGUUGCAAGGGAAGUGUUCAGCCAGAUAAGUUGAUCUUGUCUGACGGGCAUGCUUUCGAGAUUGGGAAUGGGACAUCUGUUGAAGACGUUGAGGUGUUGCUGGAGAUGGCUCGGGCUAAAGCGGAUGCGACGAUUGACGACGUCCCAGAGCACCUACUCAGCCUCAAGGUCGACCUCUCUGUGCUGUGA
This is a messenger RNA of Zasmidium cellare ATCC 36951, 606 nucleotides long. RefSeq lists its product as uncharacterized. The coding region runs from base 1 to 606 and encodes 201 amino acids. The transcript has 2 exons. NCBI's taxonomy places the organism in Eukaryota, Fungi, Ascomycota, Dothideomycetes, Mycosphaerellales, Mycosphaerellaceae. The record is from RefSeq and is a predicted model, not a curated record.